Molecule: messenger RNA, 1905 nt
Organism: Thalassophryne amazonica
Lineage: Eukaryota; Metazoa; Chordata; Actinopteri; Batrachoidiformes; Batrachoididae
Gene: tkfc
Product: triokinase/FMN cyclase
Exons: 17
Coding region: 55-1797 (580 amino acids)
Biological process (GO): glycerol catabolic process
Cellular component (GO): cytosol
Molecular function (GO): ATP binding; glycerone kinase activity
Source: RefSeq, a predicted model, not a curated record
GAUGACUUGACGCUGUAGUUCCAACCUGCUGUCGGAAGACGAGAAAAGUGAAGAAUGGAGCCCCAGAGGAAGCUGAUAAACUCGGUGGACAGCUGUGUGGACGAAGCGCUGUGCGGCCUCGUGAGGGCCUGCGGAGGCCUGUCCCUGCUGAAAGGUCACAGGGUCGUGCUCCGGUCCGACCUGGACAGUCUGAGGGGCAAAGUGGCCCUGCUGUCAGGAGGAGGGUCAGGACACGAGCCGGCACACGGGGGUUACGUAGGUGCUGGUAUGUUGUCAGCGGCUGUAGCGGGUGGCGUGUUUGCAUCUCCGCCUCCUGCUAGCAUCCUGGCUGCUAUUCUGUGCUUGCACCGCGCAGGAGCCUCUGGGGUUCUUCUCAUUGUGAAGAAUUACACCGGCGAUCGCCUCAACUUUGGGUUGGCAGCAGAGCAGGCCCGAAACCACGGCAUCACAGUGGAUAUGGUGAUUGUGGCAGAGGACUGCGCCUUUGAGCAGCCCAGUAAGGCCGGGAGGCGGGGCUUAUGUGGCACCAUCUUCAUACACAAGCUGGCAGGCGCCUUGGCAGAAGAUGGCUGCUCAUUGAACCAGAUUGUUUCCAUGGUGACAGAGGUUUUGAAGGGGAUUGGAACACUCGGGGUGAGUCUGUCGCCCUGCAGCGUUCCAGGCUGUCCGCCAUCAUUUGUCCUGCAGCCAGGAGACAUGGAGCUGGGACUAGGUAUCCACGGUGAAGCAGGAAUUAAAAGAUCAAAGGUGUCAUCAGCAGACGAGGUGGUAAAAAUGAUGAUUGACCACAUGACCAACCCUGUCAGCCAAUCACAUGUGCCGCUGGAGUCAGGCGACAGCGUGGUUUUGUGUGUGAACAACCUCGGCGCUCUGUCUUGUCUAGAGGUGGGUGUGGUUACGAGAGCCGCCAUCAUCACUCUGGAAAAUCGUGGGAUUUUUGUUGCCAGGGUGAUGGCCGGAUCAUUUAUGACAUCACUGGAGAUGGCGGGCGUGUCCCUAACCCUAAUGAAAACUAACAAGGAAAUAUUGAGACUAUUUGAUGCUACAACCAGCGCCCCCGCCUGGCCCAACCUGAGCAGUGGCUGUGCGAGCGGACGAAGCUACAUCACAGAACCUCCAACCGUGAUCACACACCCGGGAGAUGAGGAUCGCUCUGAAGGGCUGCUGAGUCCUGUAAUGCGCAAAGUUGUAGAGACGAUCUGUUCCACACUGUUGAAAAAGCAGGGGGAACUCAACUCCCUGGACCGAGCUGCCGGAGACGGAGACUGCGGGAAUACUCAUGCACAGGCGGCUAAUGCCAUUCAGGAGUGGCUCCAGGAUCAUGCGGUCCCAGGGUGCCCAGGACAACUGCUGUCCAUCCUCGCGGGACUGGUGCAGGAGAAAAUGGGCGGGACGUCCGGGGCGUUGUACAGUCUAUUCCUGACGACGGCAGCUGGUCAUGUGAGCGAGAGGCAGAGCAAUGCUGCAGCCUGGGCCAGGGCAAUGCAUGCUGGGACACAGGCCAUGAGGAGGUACGGCGGUGCUGAUCCCGGAGAUAGAACAAUGUUGGAUGCAUUGUGCCCAGCAGUGGAUGAGCUGAUGAAACUAACUACAGCACCAUCUUGUGACGAGAUGGCGGUACUACAGACUGCUGUGCAGAAAGCCACCUUGGGGGUGGAGUCAACUUGCAAGCUUAAGGCGAGAGCGGGGCGAGCUAGCUAUGUCGCGGCUGAGCGGGUGACCCUGCCUGACCCCGGCGCCGUGGCAGUCGCCGCCAUCUUGACAGCAGCACUCGAAGUCCUAGUGGCAAAGAAGUAAUCCAGCAUUAACCAGACGGGGACAUUAAACUGUCGCGCACGUUUCGUGUAUCCGCGAGCUGAAAUUCUUUGUGUAUGAAUGUAGAGAAAUGUAACAUUCCUGAGACAC